CUCCAUGUAAUUUCUCCGGACACAGGCAUGGUAAUGAUUGCAUUAUCCAUUUCCCAUACGUCGCUUGCCAUUCUUUAUUGAUCAUUAAGCUCAGCAACAAAGCCGAAGGCCCAGAUAUUCAAUCUGCUUCAGAAGUAGUAAGAAAACAAGAGGAGGAAAUAAGAACACUGAUACGGUUCGAAGCAGAAUUUGAUGGUAAAAUGAUUAUAAAAGGUGUGUUCAGGAGAUAUGAAAGAUGGAAUCCUGUACGUCCAACAUUUGGAGCCUUCUGGGGCAUGGGAAUAGGUAUUGGUUGUGGUGUUGGAUGGGGCCCUGGUUUUGGCCCUGAGGUAGUUGGCUAUGUUGGAGCUGGCUGUGGUGUUGGAUUCAAUGUGGGCAUCACUCUGGCUGGUUUUGGAUUCGGUCUACCUGCAAAUUACCUCUUUGAAGUUCCUUACAAUGCUAUCAUGGCUACAACAAGUGGUGCAUCAGAGUUAGCCCAUUCAAGUGGCCUUCUUUCCAUCAAACAUGUUGCAGAGGAUGGCUGGAAUAAUAUUGCACCUCACAUCUCUGGUUUACAAACAGAAGCCUGUAGAAGAUUGUCAAGCUUUAAGAAGAAACGUUUUUCAGACAAAGAGGUCGACUUAUUUGGAUGGAAGAGUGUGAUGCCCGUCCCUAAUAUGUCUCUACUGGGAAGUUUAGGAAUGUUUGGCCAUCGCUUCUUUGACCAUCAGAAAGGGUUUGACUCAAGUGGUAAAGGACCUGGUCUUGGUGAUAUGCUCCCUCCAGGUCUAAGGUUAAAAUCCUCUUCGGUGCAAACAAUGUCUAUGGGCCAUCGAACUGGGGGAACUUCCUCUUGAAUUACCCGAGUUGUACUUGUGGAAAACUCUUUGCUGAGGGCCUGUGCACCCCCGGGAUUAGUCAGCACUUUGUUCUCGGACACUCGGUGCCAAUAAAAAAAAAAAUUGCUUGCUUGCAUUUGUUGAUAAUAUCAAACCAAUUUGAAAUUCUGGAAGCUAGUUGGAGAUGUUUUCACUAGUAUUUAUAGGGUCGUAAUUCACCAUAAUAGUUUUGAAUGAGCCAAGAGAAGGAAACAAACUAGGUAGUUGUGCCCUUAUUUUGCUAACUUUAGGAUCUUCAUUAAUGAGUUUUCAUUCCUCAUUUAGAUGACAUAUUUGAGCAGUAAAGUGAUUUGAAGAGUUAACAUCUUAAAGUUGUUUGUUUGGCAUCUCUUAUCUUUCACUCCAUUGUAAUUUUGCCUGAAGUGUGAGUAAAACUAUGCCUGGCAAUUGAAUUAGGAAGGUAGGAGUCCUCUAGUCAAAAUAAUUGUUUUCGGACUCUGAAGAAAUGCUAAACUCAUUGCACAGUAUAAAAUUGACUUAAUGGCCAAAAAUAAUGACACUCUCAAUUAUGGGUUCGGAUGCAUGAAUCUUACACAGUUUUUUUGCAUUUUUAUUGCUUAAUUUUGUUUCAUUUUUGUUUUUCAUGAAUAAAGGCUCAAAUUAUGUUGCCUUUGCAAUAUGGUUCCCAUGCUUGUAACGCAUUGAAUACAGUGUGUCUAUGCAGUUCAAAGAUGCUGCUGGUUUAGAAGAUUUUAUAUGAUAGUGCAUAUUUUUUUGUACUUGUGAUUUCAUCUCUCUUUGGACUUUCAUGUUUCUUACGUUUGUUGAUCAAGGAA
Juglans regia (Persian walnut) is the source of this 1657-nucleotide messenger RNA. RefSeq names its product cadmium-induced protein AS8. The coding region runs from base 201 to 839 and encodes 212 amino acids. Lineage: Eukaryota; Viridiplantae; Streptophyta; Magnoliopsida; Fagales; Juglandaceae. The transcript is spliced from 4 exons. The record is from RefSeq and is a predicted model, not a curated record.